This is a messenger RNA of Bufo bufo (common toad), 1156 nucleotides long. RefSeq names its product CDV3 homolog (gene CDV3). The record is from RefSeq and is a predicted model, not a curated record. The transcript is spliced from 5 exons. Lineage: Eukaryota; Metazoa; Chordata; Amphibia; Anura; Bufonidae. Gene Ontology annotation, cellular component: cytoplasm. Bases 129 to 842 code for a protein of 237 amino acids.
UGUUCCCGGGUGUGGGCAGCGCUUCCGGCCCCGCCGCUCUUCUCAGUUGGUGUGACCGGUGCGUGCAGCGCUCAGUGUUCUCCGUCACAUAGACGCACUUACGGCCGCGUGUGCCAAGUGUCUGCAAUAUGGCCGAGCCCAACGAGAGGAGCCUUGACGACUUCUUUGCUAAGAGGGACAAGAAAAAGAAGAAAGACAAGGGAGGCAGUUCGGCCGUCACCAAGGGGGCAGCGAGGACGACGGACGGGGCACAGUCUGUGCUAACGUCACUGAGUGGAGCUGCCAAGAGCGCCAGGAAAGAGAGGUCGAACAGGAGUGACGCGCAAGACCCGCAGCAGGAGAAGGUAGAUGAUGAAUGGAAAGAAUUUGAGCAAAAAGAAAUCGACUACAGUGGCCUAAGGAUUCAUUCAUUGCAAAUAAGCAAUGAAAAGGAAGAUGAUGAAAAUGAGAAGGAAGAACAGGGUGCGGACUGGGAAGAGAGUGGAGGCAGUGGCUCGGACAAGACCUCGGGUCCCUGGAAUAAAACUGCAGCUCCUCCUCCUCCUGCAAGUGUUGUUACAGAAACUCCGGAACCUGCACAGCCCUCUGGUGUAUAUAGACCCCCUGCUGCCAGAAUGUCUGCUCCACAACGAAAACCACAAGGGCCACCAGAAAUCUUUAGUGAUACCCAGUUCCCAUCUUUACAAGCCACUGCCAAGCAUAUAGAAACCCGCAGGGAUAAAGAAAUGGAGAAGACAUUCGAAAUUGUAAAACAUAAAAACCGCGCCAGAGAAGAAGCUACGAAGAAUCAGGCUCUUCAGCUUCAGUUAGACAACCAGUUUGCAGUUCUUGGUGAACAAUAAAGCUGCAAAAACAUUUAACACAACUUUGUAAACUUGCCCAUAAGGAAAACAAACUACAGCUGUUGGACUUGAGAUCAUCUGUACUGUCUGAUCUUCUCCCCUGCGCACUGGAUGAAACAUGUGACUCGAUCCUCCAAAGUUCCAGAUUAUAAACUUUCCUUUUUUUCCCUCUUGCUACAUGAACCCAACCCAUUCCCCCCUGACACACACACACACCGCCCUUCCCUUGCUUCUUUGUUUUUGAAUAUGGGAACAUGCGAGGCUGUGAAAGUUCAACAAUAAUUCCUAUGGUUGUAAACCUUGCACAUCUAGAU